AUGUUCCUGACGCGCUCGGAGUACGACCGCGGGGUCAACACCUUUAGCCCAGAAGGACGGAUCUUUCAAGUAGAGUACGCAAUCGAGGCCAUCAAGUUGGGCUCGACAGCGAUCGGGAUUCGCACGAAGGAGGGCGUUGUGCUUGCGGUGGAGAAGCGCAUCACGUCGCCGCUGCUGGAGCCCAAGUCGAUCGACAAGGUCGUCGAGAUCGACGCGCACAUCGGCGCGGCGAUGUCGGGCCUCACCGCGGACGCUCGGACCAUGAUUGAGCACGGACGCACCGAGUGUCAGUCCUAUACGUUCUCGUACAACGAGCCAAUGCCCGUCGAGAGCUGCACGCAGAGCCUCUGCGACCUCGCGCUGCAGUUCGGCGAGGACGGCGACGACGCCAUGAGCCGUCCGUUCGGCGUCGCGCUGCUGCUCGCGGGGCACGACAAGGAGCAGGGCCCCGUGUUGUACCACACUGACCCCUCCGGCACUUACAUCAAGUAUGACGCCAAGGCGAUCGGGUCGGGCUCGGAGGGCGCGCAGAACUCGCUGCAGGAGCAGUUCCGCGCGGACAUGUCGCUCAAGGACGCGGAGACGCUCGCGUUGUCGGUGCUGAAGCAGGUCAUGGAGGAGAAGGUCACUAGGGACAACGUGGACAUCGCGACGGUGGCGCCCAACUUCCACCUCUACACCGAGGACGAGGUGCAGACCGUCAUCGAGCGCCUGACGUAG
This is a messenger RNA of Pedinophyceae sp. YPF-701, 720 nucleotides long. Lineage: Eukaryota; Viridiplantae; Chlorophyta; Pedinophyceae. The record is from the annotation of a GenBank genome assembly.